AUGAGGCGGGGAGGCACGCUCUCCCUCGCGCGCCCGCAGCCACUCUCGCCGGAGGAGUCGCUCCCCCCUGAAGAGUCGUUCUCCUUCGCGCGCCCGCAGCCGCUCUCGCCGGAGGAGUCGCUCUCCCUCGCGCUCGAGCAAGCGGCGCCGCUCUCUAUCGCGGUCGAAUGCACGGCACCACUCCCUCUCGCCGCCACCCAGGCAGAGCCAGCGCCGGGAGUACUCCUUGAAGUCCAACCCGCCGCGUGGCCUCCCGCGCGACCACCGCGGCACCGGCAACGAGCGCGGCUGGGAACCACGCCGUUCAAUCCCCGUCGCCUUCCACCGCGCGGGCCGCCCAGGCGCUGUAGGGGCCGUCCCAGCAGCCGAGAGGUUAACCAGAUGUCGAAGGUGAUAAAGAGAGUCCGUAAGAGAGUUACGGACAAGGUAUCGGGUCAAGUGUACGCAGGGCCAGGCCCGGGAGAGUUGUCGAUGAACAAUCGCGCAGUGAGGCUUCGGCAGAAAGUCAUAAGCGUUCUUCGUACUCUUGAUUCUGGAGUGAUUGCGCUCGAACCGGACGUAUUUCCGAACGGUUUCCGGGCAACACAACCAGACGUUCACACCGGUCGGCGUAGGGAGUUGCUGACCGAUCUACUGCACGAACACCUGCUGACACACAACCGAAUUACUUCGGCCGACAGCCUACAAGUGUAUCGCAUAGCAGGACAAGUAGUAGACACCCCACGUGACAGUGUAACGGCUACCGACUGGCUGCGUCUCAUUGUGCGCGAACAUGCCUUGACGGGGGGCGCGGUUGAGUAUGCUUAUGCCGCGUUGCAGUCUAUGGUACUUGGUACGCCCGAAUCCAUGCCCACCGCCGCAGCCCGCGUAUUAGCAGCCUUCCGCGCCACAUUGGUAGAUCCUGACCGGCCCCACGUCACUGAACAGCGUUUUUUCUGGCGGUACAUCUCGGCAGUGCAGAUGAUAGCCUUGUUCGAAGGCGUCACGGAGGUACUCCUGCCGAAUCCGGUUGACGGAGCCGGGGUCAACGGGCUGCUACAUGAACGCACACACUCUAUCAGCACCACCCUGCAGAAGUUGCGUCAAGAGUCUCAUAACCCCAUGGGACAUCACAUGCGCCACCGACGCACGGUAGCUGAGGGCCUGUUCCACGAGUUUGUAGCCGUUUUGAGCGCGCGUUCCAAGCCAUACAUGACCCCGCCUACGCCCCGCAAACCGACCGGCGGGCAAGAUCGCCUCUGUGCGGCUAACCCCACACCUCGCCGCAUGUCGAUGCCUGAAUAUCGACAGCUAUUCACCGCAGAUAGCUUGGUGUCGUACAACAGUUCGACGAUACCACUCACCUCGUCGGGAGGCAGCGUGCCCCGCCGGCCGCCGCCUCCCACCGGGCUAAUCUCUGUUGCCGCCGUAGCGCCGCCCGUUGCUGCCCCAGAAACCCCUUCGUCGGUUGCCGUCGCAGCGGCCAGCACGCCCGGCCAGCACGGUGUUCCUUUCACGGACAGAGUACCGUCAUCGACGGCCGCACCAGCGACAACGCCACCAAAGGCCACCACUCCGGCCACCGCGGUGACACACCCAGCGGUGACUGCACCCCGGUGGCGACCCGACCUACUGGCAGCGUCAUUCUACAAAGACGUGCCACGUCCGGCGAGCCGUGGCGCUACUCACACGCGCCGCGUCGUAGCCGCGUUGACGCCCGCCCAUUGCGAUACGGCCGUCGCCAUGUGCCUCGAGCUUCACGUGUCGGGCGAGCAUGAGGUGGCGAUGAUGACAGGGGACAUCCCGCUGGGGCCUCGGGAAGACGCCGACAUGUGAAACGAGGACGCGGGUCUAGCCAAACCGGGGCACCUUGCGUCCGCGAGGGCGGAGCACGGCGCCGGCGAUCAGUUGUGGAUACGUGGUGAGAUCGAACGAGUUGGGCGUAGACGUAAGCCGUACCCAGCGGAGAGUUUACUUGAUACCGGGGCGGGUGGGGGCAACUACAUUUCAUUAGAGCUGUGGUUUCGCGUACGUAGCUUAGCGAGGUGCAGGUUGGACAAAUGCUCGGCGGGAGCCUUGGAAGCAGCAAAUCCGUCGGAAAGCGGCGUGCCCCCGAUGCGCAUUUCAGGACAUGUCACGAGCCCAAUCCUGUCCAAAGCCGACUCUCAAGUACGAUUCGUCACGGACAGAGUAGUACCGGAUCUCCCGUAUGGUUUUAUCAUCAGAGCUAAAUAUCUGCGACGCAACAAGAGCACGCUUGAUUUCGGAGAAGGCAAAGGCUUUCAACCGACGCCUGACACGCCCUUCGUACCGUUUCUGUCGAGGCCGGUAGACCACCCUACCUAACCGUCACCGCUCUCAGCCGCACACGACCGCUUUGCUCUGUUGACAUGCGACCCGCAACGCGACACUAACCUGUCCGACAUAACCCCGCUGCCCGAGCUGUCCAGUUAUCGUGACGUCGCGUAGGAGGAUGACAGCACCCUGGAAUGGGACCUGGUGCUAGGCUCGCAGAUGUCGUCAGGGCUUACUACUAUCGCGAUGCAGACUGUAGCGAUAGGUCCUCAACCACAGGACAGGCAGCUGGUGAUGGUGUUGCCCGCGGAACGAUUCAAUCUAGAGAAGGGAGCCACAGCUGGGAUUGCACGUGCAGUGAUGUGGUGGACGCCGGGAACACCGGUGUACUGCAAGUUGGUAAACCGCGAUGCUCGUGUUGUCGAAGUCACUAUCGGUAGCAUUUGGCGCCAGGAUGAUCGCCCUCAAUGUCCGCGACCGUGGCCGUUUCGACUCUUUGUUCGACGAUACCCCGUCCACUGUUGACCCUCCACUCCCUGACCCGGUUGUUGUGCCCACCCGUGACACGAGCGACGAGACCUCAGCGGCCUCGCCGCCCACCGUACGAGCGGCCGACGCUCACAUGGGUCAGCUUGGAGCGCUACAGAAGCAGGAGUUGGUCGAGGUUUUGGCCAAGUUCGUAGAGGAAGGCCUAUUCCCGAUCGACCCCAAGCGAGUGGCAGCAUGCGG
Ectocarpus sp. CCAP 1310/34 is the source of this 3003-nucleotide messenger RNA. The record is from the annotation of a GenBank genome assembly. Lineage: Eukaryota; Phaeophyceae; Ectocarpales; Ectocarpaceae.